Messenger RNA from Cajanus cajan (pigeon pea), 2094 nucleotides. RefSeq lists its product as uncharacterized. The record is from RefSeq and is a predicted model, not a curated record. Lineage: Eukaryota; Viridiplantae; Streptophyta; Magnoliopsida; Fabales; Fabaceae.
AUGGCGAGAGGCGGCAACAACAACAAUUCACAACCCCCUACCAUGGAAGAGAUGAUGGCCAUGAUCAAUGGCCUACGAGAGGAGAAUGCGCGUUCCAGGGAGAGAGAAGAAGCUAUUCAACGCGAGAAUGAGGAGAUUAGGAGGAGGGCGGAUGAGAUGCAGGCCAGAAUAGCGGCUAGUACCAAGACUGUGGAGGAGGAUGUUAUGCUGGAGGUCCCUAGAGACUUUCGACCAUUUUCGGAAGCCAUAGAGGCUGAGAUCAUCCCCAGGGAUCAUCGGAUUCCUCAGGUCGAAGCUUUUGAUGGAACGCAGGAUCCCAACCAGCACUUGACAGAUUUCCGGGCUCAAAUGCUGAUAUGUGGUGGAGGCAUGGAGGUCCGCUGUAAGCUAUUCAUGGGCACCCUCAAAAAGGCUGCACUUGAUUGGUUUAGCGGCUUACCUGAUCGGUCAAUCACUGAUUUCGACGUGUUCAGCAGGCUGUUCAUGGCACAGUUCGCCGCCAAUAAAAAGAAGCCGCCGAUCACGUCGGACCUGUUUGAUCUCAAGCAGCAGCAGGAAGAGUCGUUGAAGGACUUCCUGCAAAGAUUCAACGAGGUUGCUUUGAGGAUAGCGUCUCUAGAUGAGAAGAUGGCUGUUAUCGCGUUCCAAAAGGGAUUGAGGUCGGGAGCCUUCGACAUUGCGCUGGAAAGAGCAAGUUGUCAGACAAUGUCGGAAGUGCGAGCCUUUGCGCUGAGUCACAUUAAGACGGAGGAGGGGCAGAUCAGCAAGAGAGCAGCAGAAAACCGAGAGGGCGGAAAUAACAACAAGGAAGGUAACAAGCAUCUCCGGCCACGGUCGGAUUGGAAUAAGCGACAUGAUCGUUACAAUACUAAAGAGGGUAACUACAGGAAGGCUGAUUAUGUCUCCAGGUCAGGGGCCGAAUUGACACGUAAUAGUGAGGAAGAAAAAUUUACUGCACUUAAUGUCCCCAGAUGUCACGUAUUGCAUGAUGUGAGCAGCGCAUCACUUUUCGAGUUUCCCGCGCCGACUGACAGACAGCUGGGACCUCUCAAAUCCGAGUGGUGCGAGUUUCAUCGAACCCACGGACACGCGACCGAGAGUUGUUUUGUUUUGGGUAGGCAGAUUGAACGCCUUAUCAAGGAGGGCCGUUUGAAGAAGUUUAUUGCCGGAAAGCAGGAUGAGGGCUCGUCCGACAGACGACGCAGGCCGGGAGGAGAAGACACCGGGAGAGGAAGGCGUGAAGGGAGAUCUCCACCGAGAGAUUCCCCGCAAAAAACUACGGAAGCUCACCAGCGGGCUGUCCAUGGAGACUUCAACACCAUUGCAGGGGGAUUUGCGGGAGGAGGACCGACUUCAGCAGCUCGGAAGAGAUACUCUCGGUCAGUUUUAUCGGUCUCGGAUUGGGUGAAGCCCUCUCGGCCACCCAUCACGUUCUCAGACGCCGACUUCGAUGGGGUAUCUCCCCACGAGGACGACCCCAUAGUCGUCUCAGUAAUCGUCAUUGGGUAUAAUGUAAAACGAGUAUUAGUGGACCAAGGCAGUUCGGCGGAUAUAAUGUUUUGGGAAGCUUUCGUCGGCAUGAAGAUUCCAACUGAUCGCCUCAUGCCGUAUGCAGGUACGUUGGUCGGUUUUGCAGGUGAUCAGGUAAUAGCCAGGGGAUACGCCGACUUGGAGACAACGUUCGGCCAGGGGGACAACAUGAAGACUGUCACUAUCCGAUACCUGGUAGUGAACGCUCAAUCAUCCUACAGCAUACUAGUCGGUCGGCCGACACUAAACAAGUUGGGAGCGGUCGUCUCCACGCCCCAUUUAAAGCUGAAAUAUCCUUUGCCCAACGGAAAGGUGGGCGUCGUCUGUGUCGAUCAAGAGGUGGCGAGAAAAUGUUACGAAGACAGUUUGAGGGCGAGGCGACACCUAUAUGUGACGCAGGUUGAUCAGGGUGUUCAGUCAAUUGAGUUGGAUCCGAGAGUGAGUCACUUUGAUACCCGACCAGCCCCAGCGGAGGACAUAAAGGAGGUUACCCUGGCCGAGGGGAAAGCCGUCAAGAUUGGUGUAUCUCUAAGUAAGGAAGACGAGGAAGGCUUAGUCCCAUAA